UAUUCAUUCAUUCAUUACAACAACCGUAGUUUAAAAAAGUCAUGAAUAACGAGUCUCUAAUUAAAUUACUUGAAGCAACUUUAAAUCCUUCUCAAAAGGAUAUCGCAGAGAACCAAUUAAAAGAGCUCAAUGUUAUACCUGGAUUUUCUCAAAUGGUUCUACAAGUUAUUGUUUCCGAAAAUUAUAAUAUGCCAAUACGUCAAGCAGCUGCAAUAUACUUUAAAAAUUAUAUUACAAAAAAUUGGCAUCAUAUUGAGACAGAUUUUCAGCAUCAAGAAUCAAAAAUUGUAAUUAUUAUUGAAUCAGAUAAAAUUAUUAUUAAAGAUAAUAUUAUUGAGGCAAUUAUUCAUUCACCUGAUAUACUAAGAUCACAAUUGGCAUUAUGCGUAAAUACGAUGAUUAAAUAUGAUUAUCCCAAUAAAUGGCCAAAAUUGCUCAAUAAAUUAGAAAUAUUUUUAAAAGAUAAUAAUUAUGAUAUAUGCCUUGGUGGUUUGAAUUGCCUGCAUCAACUAGUCAAAAAUUAUGAAUAUAGGAAAUCCAAAGAUCGAGUUCCAUUAUAUAAUUGUUUAUCAAAAAUAUUACCAAUAUUGGGGGAAAAAUUUUCAUUCUUGUUAAAUGAUAACAGUGAGCAAUCAGUUGCUAUACAAAAACAUAUUUUUAAAACUUUUUAUUGUGCUAUUCAAUUUCAAUUACCACCUUUACUUAUGAAUCAAAUGUUUUUAUCAUCCUGGAUGCAAAUUUGUCUGACCUCUUUAAAUAUCCCUCUACCACAACAUGUAAAUGAUUUGGAAGAAGAUGAAAGAGCCAGUAGCGUAUGGUGGAAAUGUAAAAAAUGGAUACUACAUAUUUUGUGCAGGAUAUGUGAAAGAUAUGGGACUCCUGCCAUUGUUAGCAAAGAAUACAAGGAUUUCGCACACUAUUAUAUGAUUACUUUUACAACUCCAUUACUCGAAACCAUCUUAAAAUUUUUAGACUUUUAUCGGCAAGGGAACUAUGUAUCGCCUCGCGUUAUAAACUUUUGUUUUGCAUACCUGUCGGAAUGUUUGAUUCAAUCUUAUUGUUGGAAGUUAUUGAAGCCUCACGUUGAUAUCAUAAUUCGUGAAAUAAUAUUUAAAUUAAUGAAAUACGAUGAUGAAGACGAAUUUUUAUGGGAAAAUGAUCCUAUCGAAUAUAUUCGAACAAAAUUCGAUAUAUACGAGGAUUUUGUAUCUCCGGUGACAGCAGCUAAGGAUUUUUUAUUCGCUUUGUGUUCCAAACGCCAGGGAAUGCUUCACCAAACCGUCAACUACUGCGUUUCCGAUUUAUCUACGUCCCCUCAUCCUUCCUAUCCAUUGUCACUUGAUACUUCAAGCGAAAAUAAAUUUAGGGCUAUGGAUGGAUACCUUAAUAUGAUAGGCACACUGGCCGAUGCGCUUAUAGCCAAUGCUAGCCAUUCAUCGGAUACAACUAAGAAUGCAAAAAAGAACGAAUCGAAGGAUUAUUCUCACAUCACUUAUAUUUUAGUCAAUUUUGUUUGUCCACUUCUAACCCAUCCUAAGGGUUAUUUAAGAGCUAGGGCUUGCUGGAUGGUACACCAAUUUAAGAAAAUCAAAUACGACCCCUCACAAACCGAUAAUCUAAUAUCUAUAUUAAAUUCGCUUAUCGAAUUGUUACUCAGGGAUCCAUGUUUACCAGUUAAAGUUGAGGCCUCAAUCGCUAUAAAAUCUUUAGUCAGUCGAAACGAAAAAGCUAAAGAAGCACUUAUUCCUCGUCUUAAGGAAAUUUUAUCUGAGUUAUUAAACAUCUUAAAGCUAACCUUGAACGAAGAGAUGACAAUAGUGUUGAAAAAAAUUAUAUGCAUUUAUAGCGACCAAGUUAAACCCCUUAUAUUGGAAAUGUUGAAACAUACGUAUUCGAUACUUGAUACUACCCAUUCUAGAAAAGAGGACGAGGAAGUGAGGAUGUUUGUCAGUGGUCUUUUAGAAAUUAUUGAAACCCUUAUCGAUUUACUUGACGACAAUAAAGAUGCAAUUAAUAUGGUAAGUGAUACCGUUAUGGAAAUCGUAAAUUUAGUAUUAAAUAAAUUCCAUUCUGAAGACUACGAUGAAGAUUUUUAUGACGAAUUAAUAUCGAUAUGUUAUGCAUUAACCUGUCACAUUAUUCCUACAAAUGCUUGGAGUUUGUUACCUAUCCUUUAUGGAAUAUUUUUGAAGGACAAAGAAUCUUUUUUUACAGAAAUGCUCUCUAUUUGGCAUAAUUUUAUAACGAAUGACACCGAGUCAUUUUUAAGUGACCCAUCCAGGCUGCAAAUUACGUUCGCCAUGUGUCAAAAUGUAAUAAGCGACCCAGAACAUGAUGAUGAUAUGGAAUUACAUGCUUUGAAAUUGUUUGAAGUUUUAUUAUUUCAAUGUACAGGUAGACAAGAACAGCUAAUACCACCAAGUUUAGAGAUAGUCUUCAAACGGUUAUGGCUCAUAAUAGGAAACAAAAAUAAACUGAUUACCAACAAUGAACUCGAGACGAAUAAUUUGACUAAUAACAAAAAUGGUUUAGAUGAUGAAAGUGAAAAAGAUGAUAAAAUUUCUGAAGAAUGCAAAAUGAUGAAUUUACAAAUCGUUAUCGCCUGUUUCUUCAUCAAUCCUCAACUUACGCUUAAUAAGUUGACCAUUUUGGAAAAAGAGUUUCGUGAAAAUGACUCUCGCAAUGCGAAUAAUAUUAAUUUUGGUCCUAUAUCUUUUAUCGAUAAAUUCGUGGACGUUUGGAUGCAAAAUAUUGAAUACUUUUUAGGAUUACACGAUAAUAAAGUUUGCGCAUUAGGACUUUGCACCCUUAUAAACUUACCAGCCGAAAGUAGACAACAUAUAACUUCUAUUCAAAAACACUCCCCUAAAUUUAUAUCUUCACUUAUCAAAAUAUUGGAGGAUAUCAAGAAAAUCAACAAUGCACGGAUACAGAAUAGCGAAUCUUCAUGGGAAGACGCAGAUGAAACAAAUAAUGCAGAUAGUUCUGAUGACGAUGAUAUAGACGCUAUCAAAACACUUUUGAACGAUGACCAAGAUGAUUUUGAUGAAAGCAAACAAAAAUAUCUCGAAGCCGUUUCCCCUUCAGCUACAGAUAUCAAUACGGAUGCUGCCGCUAGUGGUGAUUCAGAAAACCACCCUGAAAUUGAUAUGCAAGAAGGAGAGGGAACAACAAAAAUUAAUGAAGAAUAUGAAGAAGAGGGUGAUGAGGAAGAAACUGUUUUUGAGGCCUUUACAUGUAUCAUUGAUAAAAAAGAUAGCCCCAUCGACGAAUUUCUUCUUUUCAAAAAUUCAUUACAAAAUAUCCAAAUUAAUGAUCCAAAUUUCUAUUCGCAAAUUAUUUCAAAUUUAACGAAUUCACAAAUCAAACGAUUAAAUGAUCUAUUUCAAAUAGCUGAUAAGCGGAAGGCAACAUUAGGUCAUAAAUAAAGGCAUAUAUUCUUAUUCCUUUAAUAGUUAUUAAAGAUUAUUUACAUAAAUUUUUUAUGGUAUGAUAUUUGUAUUUUACCAGAAUUGGCAUUAUUUUGAAUAGUACAAAAAAUGAAUUUGAAUUAUGACAAAUUGUGCGAGAUUUUCAUUUUUAAUUAUUCACAUUUUGAGAUGAAUUGUUAUAAUUUUUGCGUGUAUUUUUUUAAAAAUAAUUGAACAUGUUAAUAAUCUACAUAAUUCACUCAUAGAAUUAUCAGGUUAUGUUAAUUUUGAAUAUUAAAAAAAACUUAUUUUUUUCGUGGCGAGCAAGUGGGCUAAGCAUUUUUUUAAAAUAAACACUACUAUGGACAGACAGGUGGGUUAAACAUUUUUAAAACAUAGAACGGAUUCAAACCUCUAGUGUAUAUAAGACAAUAUCGGUGUAAAAUUUGGCAAAAAAACUUAUUUUUAGUUUAACUGAUAGACUU
Messenger RNA from Gordionus sp. m RMFG-2023, 3895 nucleotides. Its product is annotated as importin-7-like. NCBI's taxonomy places the organism in Eukaryota, Metazoa, Nematomorpha, Gordioida, Chordodea, Parachordodidae. The record is from RefSeq and is a predicted model, not a curated record. Gene Ontology annotation, biological process: protein import into nucleus. The coding region runs from base 42 to 3428 and encodes 1128 amino acids. Gene Ontology annotation, cellular component: cytosol; nuclear envelope. The transcript has 27 exons. Gene Ontology annotation, molecular function: small GTPase binding.